This is a messenger RNA of Myxozyma melibiosi, 1147 nucleotides long. RefSeq names its product Snf7 family. Lineage: Eukaryota; Fungi; Ascomycota; Lipomycetes; Lipomycetales; Lipomycetaceae. The transcript has 2 exons. The coding region runs from base 390 to 1028 and encodes 212 amino acids. Gene Ontology annotation, biological process: late endosome to vacuole transport via multivesicular body sorting pathway; vesicle budding from membrane. Gene Ontology annotation, cellular component: multivesicular body. The record is from RefSeq and is a predicted model, not a curated record.
UCUGUGAGGGAACUUUAUUCGGCUUCUGGAGACGAGGGUCGCGGUUCGCCGUGGUUUCCGCUCCUCCGCUGCUGCUCUUUUGUAGUGUAAAAAGCAGUAACAAAUACAAUAAAAACUACUUCCUUUCUACUUCUGACUAUUCUUCUCUUCUUAUUACAACAUCUGCGCAGACAAUCGGCAUCCCACCCCCACCGGUUCACUUUCGCGGCUCACGUCAUAGUAAACAACCGCAACCCGAACCAACCCGCCAAACCACCGAACCGACUCCCGAACCCGGUGGCCCACGCCGGAGCUGACCGACCCAAAGCCAUCAAUGUCCUCCACGUCUUCUUCUCCUCCUCCUCUCUUCUUCUCUUCUUUCUGCAAGACAGCAGACAACAGCAGACACAAUGAAUCGCCUCUGGGGAAGCAAAGACAAAACACCAAAGCCAACGCUCGACGAUGCCAUGUCCGGCCUCGACACCCGGAUAUCCUCGCUCGACGUCAAGCUCUCGAAACUGAACUCCGAGCUCUCGGUCUACCAGCAAAAGCUGGCGCGCAUGAACGACGGCCCGGGCAAGAACGCGCUGAAGCAGAAAGCGCUCAAGAUCCUGAAGCAGCGCAAGAUGUUUGAGGCCCAGAAGGACUCGCUGCAGCAGCAGAGCUGGAACAUGGAGCAGGCCUCGAUGACGACCAAUAACCUCCGCAACGUGAUGACGACCGUCGACGCCAUGAAGGGCGCAAACAAAGAGCUCAGGAAACAGUACGGCAAGAUCAAUAUCGACAAGAUCGAGUCGAUACAGGACGAGAUGGAGGACCUGCUCGAUAUGUCGAACGAGUUGCAGGAGACCAUGUCGCGCUCGUACGCGAUCGACGACGAGAUCUCGGAUACUGAGCUCGACGCGGAGCUCGAGGCGCUCGGGGAUGAUAUGCAGUUCGAGACCGGCGAGGCGGAGAUGCCGAGUUAUCUCAUGGAAGGCGGCGGCGGUGGUUUGCCUGAAUUUGUCGACGAGCCGGUCAAGGAGGAUAAAGAGGAGGUCGCUGCGUGAUUCUAAUUGUCAUAAUAUAUUACUACAGCAGUCUAUGUACAUCGCUCAACUCAGUCUUCUCGCAGCAAGAAAGUAAUUCCCCAAAUCCCGUGGCCCGCAAAACUCCCAGCCCACAAACG